Messenger RNA from Mytilus californianus (California mussel), 773 nucleotides. Its product is annotated as WAP four-disulfide core domain protein 5-like. Gene Ontology annotation, cellular component: extracellular region. The transcript is spliced from 8 exons. The record is from RefSeq and is a predicted model, not a curated record. Lineage: Eukaryota; Metazoa; Mollusca; Bivalvia; Mytilida; Mytilidae. Gene Ontology annotation, molecular function: peptidase inhibitor activity. The coding region runs from base 96 to 599 and encodes 167 amino acids.
GGAAUAAUGACAAUUUUGUUAUAUAAACAAUUUCACACUUAAAAUAUUGUUCUUUCUGCUAACUUUAAGUAUAAGUCGUAGUUAAAUCCGCGACGAUGAUGUGGUCAGCUGUGAUUUUGAUACUUUGUGUAAUUCAUUCACAUUCAGCAAUCGAUCCACCAUGUCCAAAGAUAAAACAGACAGGAAAAUGUCCCGGUUUACCUAAAACGGAUAAAUGUCAGACAGAUAGUGAAUGUGGACACGACUCGAUGUGCUGCCCAAGAGAAUGUGGAAAAGAAUGUACAGUGAAGCGUAAAUAUGGACUAUGUCCCACUUUUACCGAAAAACCAGUGAGUUUUUGUAUGGUAGCAUUCGUUAUUUCUAAUUGUGGAGGUAAUGAUGCAGACUGCUCAGGUACUAAGAAAUGCUGUCCAAAUAUAUGCGGAUCUCGAAAGUGUAAAGAACCCGCAACAAAGCCCCGACCAGAGUGUCUUUCUAGAUCUUCUCAAAACAAGGUAGCCGCCUGUCACCUGCACCAAUGUAGUCACGAUAAGGAAUGUGCCCAAGGUAAAAUAUGUUGUGAUGUUACUUGUGGAAUAGGAUGUACAGAACCAAAUUGAGUGCAACAGAAUGAUAAGAUACAUUUUGAAGAAGCUGAAACUAACAGGCUGUUAAUAAAAUUUUUGCAGUUAAUUGCUUGUUUUGCACAUAUUAUAGAUAUUUUUUAAAAAUUCAAUGAAUUUAAACUUGUAUUAUUCUUUAGAACAAUUUAUCAGGAAAACAUAAGAAUAAAU